Messenger RNA from Pyricularia grisea, 237 nucleotides. RefSeq lists its product as uncharacterized. The coding region runs from base 1 to 237 and encodes 78 amino acids. The record is from RefSeq and is a predicted model, not a curated record. The transcript is spliced from 2 exons. Lineage: Eukaryota; Fungi; Ascomycota; Sordariomycetes; Magnaporthales; Pyriculariaceae.
AUGAAAUUUUCAAAAAUCGCUAUUAGGUUGUCGCGAAAUUGGGAAAAUUUAUUAUUCGGAAUAUUGGAUAAAUUAUAUUUGGCCGAAUACGGAAAAAACGAGUUAAGAAACCCUACGCCACGUAAAACUUUUACGGAUCGUAUUUUCCACGUUUUUUAUAUCUUUUUUAAUAUUGGCAAAAUUCCGCAUUUUUGUAAUUUUAACCGUUAUUAUAUUUCCACCGACGGGCAAUUAUAA